GCCCCGUGCUCUGCCUGCCGGGGCGGCCCCGGCCCCGCCACACUCGCCGCUGCCGACCGAGGGGAGCGGAGCCACAGUUCUGAGCGCCAUUGCCUCCCUCAGCCCGCUAUGGCAGGCUGCGGCUUGCAACUCAGACUGUUGUGCUGAGCGUAGGCUGGAAGAAAGGCAGUGGAGGAAUUGGCUGAGACGGUCUCUAGAAGUUGGUACAGGUUUCUGGAGAAUAAAAGUAUUCUGAAAAUAUCUGAUGAUCAUCUGUGCCAUUAAGUGCAAGUUUAAUUGCUGAGUGGAAGCAAGAAGAGUUUGGAAACCUAUUCUCAUUUUCCUUGGACUGCCCUCCCUGACACAACGUGCCAUUGAUGCUAACGAUACUUAAAAAAGCAACCCUAAUGCCCCAGCUGGAUUACUGAGCACUUUCGUGAUUCCUGGAGGUGUUGCUAUUUAAAUAAGAAAUUGUCCUUCAUAUUUGGCCUGUCAUCCCAGAAGCAUCUGCUUGGGUACUGUAUGCAAGUCCUCGACAUCCUGGAAACGAUGGGGAUCGGUAAGAACACCACUUCAAAAUCAGUGGAGGCAGGAGGCUCAACAGAAGGCAAAUAUGAGGAUGAAUCUAAACAUCCCACCUUUUUCACCCUGCCUGUCGUGAUAAAUGGGGGAGCAACGUCCAGCGGUGAUCAGGAUACAGAAGACACAGAGUUGAUGGCCAUUUAUACUACAGAAAAUGGCAUAGCAGAAAAGAGCUCUUUGGCAGAGACGCUGGACAGCAGCGGCAGCUUAGACGCACAGAGAACUGACAUGAUUUACACUAUUGAAGACGUUCCUCCUUGGUAUCUCUGCAUAUUUUUGGGGUUACAGCAUUACUUAACAUGUUUCAGUGGGACUAUAGCAGUGCCCUUUUUACUAGCUGAUGCCAUGUGUGUUGGAUUUGACCAGUGGGCUACCAGCCAGUUGAUUGGGACCAUUUUCUUCUGCGUGGGCAUCACUACAUUGUUACAAACAACUUUUGGGUGCAGGUUACCCUUGUUCCAAGCGAGUGCUUUUGCAUUCUUAGCACCUGCUAGAGCAAUACUCUCCCUGGAGAAGUGGAAAUGUAAUAAUACAGAUAUAACAGUUACAAAUGGAACAACAGAACUGCUUCACACUGAGCACAUCUGGUAUCCCAGAAUACGAGAGAUCCAAGGUGCUAUUAUCAUGUCCUCCUUGAUAGAAGUGGUGAUUGGUUUGCUUGGCCUUCCCGGCGCCCUGUUGCGAUACAUUGGACCUCUGACCAUCACGCCAACUGUUGCUCUCAUCGGCCUCUCCGGUUUCCAAGCUGCUGGAGAAAGAGCAGGCAAACACUGGGGUAUCGCUAUGUUGACUAUUUUCCUAGUAUUGUUGUUUUCUCAGUAUGCCAGAAAUGUCAAAUUUCCCUUACCCAUCUACAAAUCCAAGAAAGGAUGGACAGCAUACAGGCUGCAGCUUUUCAAGAUGUUCCCUAUUAUUUUAGCUAUUUUGGUGUCAUGGUUGCUUUGCUUCAUCUUCACUGUGACAGACGUCUUUCCCCCUGACAGUUCAAAGUAUGGCUUCUAUGCUCGCACAGACGCCCGACGAGGAGUGCUCUUGGUAGCUCCAUGGUUCAAGGUUCCUUAUCCUUUUCAGUGGGGACUGCCAACAAUUUCAGCCGCUGGAGUAAUAGGAAUGCUUAGUGCAGUUGUUGCUAGCAUUAUUGAAUCAAUAGGAGAUUACUAUGCCUGUGCCAGGUUGUCUUGCGCUCCUCCUCCACCUAUUCAUGCAAUAAACAGAGGAAUUUUUAUUGAGGGUCUCUCCUGUGUUCUGGACGGAGUAUUUGGGACAGGGAAUGGUUCCACUUCUUCUAGCCCUAACAUUGGUGUCUUGGGCAUCACGAAGGUUGGAAGUCGCAGGGUUAUUCAGUAUGGAGCAGCCUUCAUGCUCUUGCUUGGGAUGGUUGGCAAGUUCAGUGCUCUCUUUGCAUCACUGCCCGACCCCGUGCUCGGUGCCCUCUUCUGCACUCUCUUUGGGAUGAUUACAGCUGUGGGUCUGUCUAACCUCCAGUUCAUAGAUUUAAAUUCUUCUCGUAACCUGUUUGUACUUGGAUUUUCCAUUUUCUUUGGACUUGUCCUUCCAAGCUAUCUCAAACAAAAUCCACUGGUCACAGGAAUAGCGGGCAUUGAUCAAGUAUUAAACGUUCUUCUCACUACAGCCAUGUUUGUUGGUGGCUGCGUUGCAUUUAUUUUGGAUAAUACCAUUCCAGGAAGCCCUGAAGAAAGGGGAAUACGGAAAUGGAAGAAAGGGGUUGGUAAAGGAAGCAAGUCACUGGAUGGCAUGGAAACAUAUGAUUUGCCUUUUGGCAUGAACUUUAUUAAAAAAUACAGGUGUUUCAGCUUCCUCCCCAUCAGCCCUACCUUCAUGGGUUACACGUGGAAAGGCUUCAGGAAAAGCGGUAACUGCAGGAGUUCAGAUGAAGACUCAGAAGCUACAGUAUAGCCUUAGCUGAAAUUAUAUUAUCUAGUUGUAGUAAAAAGAUGUAUUUGCAGUUUCUUGCUGAUUAAGAAGCAUUAAAAUAUAUGUUUUGUAUAUCUGCAUUUAAAUUCUGGAACCAGAGCUGAGACGGAUUUAAAAAAAAAAAAAAAAAAAGCUUUCCUGUUGUGGGUGGUGGUAGCCAGAUCUAGUGUCUCUGGGUCACAUUUACACAUACUCCUCUGAUUUUCAAGUUAUAGAUACCUGCGCACCUCAGUCUGUUUAUUUUAAAUGGGGCAUAGAUUCCAGAAGUAUGUAGGUGCUAUUGGAAAAUGUUACUUUUUAUGGUGGGUUUAUUUAAGUCAUUGAUGCUGGCUUUUUUGGCGCAUUCAUUGCUGGCAAUGUUAGUUACGCCAGAAAAUUUGAAUCCUGUGAGGUGGCGGGGGGGAAGAAAGGAAAAAAACUUUACUUCCAGUCAUGUCAAAUCCCAUGUAUAUUGUUUUCUACUCACUGAUUUGCACAUUCCAUAUUUUCAGCCCCCUGGCAACCAGGCUUAGUUGAUACUGGCAAAUCACGAGAGUAUUUUUUGAAUUACCGAUAAUUCAGUCAGACGUCCAGUGUUAAGACAGAAAGUUUCUGUAAUAACUUUGCUGAUGAAAACUAUGACCGACUUCUGAUAGCUUAGUGCUGUAGAAGGAACCGCUCAUUUCAUGUCAGUUCGCAGUUUUAAACGUUUGCUUUUUCUGCCUGGCAUUUAACCACCUAAUAAUAGUGUUCAGGUGCAGGUUUUCUUUAAAGGGACACACGUAGCUUGAGUUUUACAGAGAUGGGAAGCUUUAACUUCCAGAUGGGACCUGAUAACAGUUUUUACAGUGCAAUGCCUGUAUCCAGCAAGACAUUUCCUGAACAAAAAUGCUAAUUUGUUGAGCAGUUCUAAGCAAUUAACAUCUGCAUACGGGCAGCUUUCCCAGCAGGGAAAGCCACGCUGGCUGCCAGCAUUCGCUGGUUUGGAUCUGUGCAAAAUUUUCUUGGUUGGACAUUGAGAGCCGAUGCUGCCUCCGAGUGGCUUACGUUGCAUUGCCUCUUUUUCUUCUCUCCUGGUGAGUUUUCUGCAAAAGCUCGUUACUGCUGCGGAGGUGAUCUUGAACGGCAGAGACACUACGUUUGAUGUCCACAUCCACUGGAUGGUCUAACGGGUAUUGGGUCCAAUCAGGGCACCAUUCAGAUUUUUUUUUUUUUUUUUUCCUGGAAUAGUCUCAGCUCUGAUGUUAUGUGGGUGUUCAUGCUCAUCAUGCAUUCAUAAUUAAAAGUUUUAUUCAUGUUUAAUGUUCUUACUAUUGCAAGUUAGUUUUAGACUUCAGUGUGGCCCCAAAAGCAUUUUUAAGCUGUGGAGAUCAUCAGGGAAAUGUAGUGUAAUGUAAUUUCAAGGCCAGUAUGCUCUACGGUGCUUGCGUUCUGUAUUCCUGGAAAAAACAUAACAGUAGAUCCUGUAAUUCACUAAUAUAUUUAUCAAAGUUUGACUACUGGACAGGAGCGCAGGAACUCUGUUUUCUCUGAGUCUACUUCCAGGUGAAUUUGUUCUUGGUUAUUGAAGCAUGGAAGGGUUGGGGUGGGGAGGGCAAGGAAAGAGCUUAACGGAUCAGUACUGAAUAGUGUAGAAUCGGAAUGAUUCCAUUGAUAUCGUUCUCAGCAUGCCAUGGCUGUUUCCUGAAACUAUUUUAUACCGCUUUUUCCAUAACAAAGCAUGUGUUUGUUCCUGCUUCAGGGAACUUUCAGUAGUUUGCAGUCUUGGUGUCAAUUGGACUUUCUCGAAAGCUGGUCGGAAGAGUUAUUGUGUAGUAGACAAGGUUAGUUUGCCUGUGAAACAAAGUCAUUUUUGUAAUUUUUAAAUUUUUCCUCUUCAGGUAAUGAGGUGUUAGAUUUCCACAUCCACUUGCAGAUAGUUUGAGUGCGGAGACCUCUAGUCAGUGGCACGAAGCUUCUAAAUUUCCCAACUUGAUGUGCAACCAAAGAUAUGUGGGAGACAUGGGGGAGUUAAAAAUAUAUAUAUGUAUAAAAGGAGGGAAAAAAAAAGCCACCUAUAUAUGGUGGUUGUAACAAUGUAAAAUGCCAAAGUUGGUUAUCUUAUAAAUGUUGAGAAAGGGAGGCUUUUUUAUUUAAAAAGGUGCCACCUCAGAAAUACUGAAAUGUCAAGUCCCGUGAUGCCGUUGGGCAUGGAGUGCGGCAGUGACACCCGUGUCCCCAGGCUUUUCUGAGUUCUCCCCCCAAAUAUUCUUUUGAUAACCUCAGUGCUCACGCAGUCAAGUGAUGAGGCGAUGGGAAGUAGCGUUUGUCUUCUCUCACCUUUGGCUGAAGUAAAGCCCUGUGUGUUCUGCAUUGCCUUCACUUGAGAAUUGCCGAGAUGCUUCAGUCAAAUUACAGGGCAACAAAUCCAAGGAUAUUAUUUUUCCUCUCCCUGGAGCAGAACACCAGCCCUUUCUUGCAGCAUAGGAAAGACUCUCUGAGUAGGUGAAGUCCUAUUACUCGGUUUAACUGUUGGAUUUAAUUCUUUUUGUGAUGUUGGGUCCUACCGUGCUGAUUCUGUUGCCUGGCUGAGAGCAGUACAGCAGCAUUUAGCCGGCACAUUUGCUUUUCUAGCCACUUACCUUGGUAACACUAAAAUAAGUAGUUGUAGUUAGCAGUCAUUUUUGUAAUCAAAUUUGGGUAUGUAACAACUCCAUCUUACUAUGAACGUGAAUGGUUAAACAUGAGCCUCAGUUUUGCAAAGCAGAUCUGCUGAAGCACCUGUGGACCUUAAAUCCUUCUCCCACAUCUGAUUUUCUACACUGGCAUUUUAGUGGUUAUUGUGAAAUGCCCUAGCCAGGGGGAGCACGGUGCGCAGCCCGAGCUGCAGAUGCAUUGCGGAGGAUUAACUUGCAGUUUGGAAAAGCAUUUAAAUACUUCGUGUUUGCUGGUUAUGUCCAGGCUUUGAUGCGUUAAGAGUGGCUGGAUAUAGAAAUCUGACCGUAAACGCAAUGUUGUGUUUUUCCUAUAUAUGUUAUUGCCUGCCUUUCAAACAGCUAAACGAAACAAAAACACAUAGGGAAGACACCACCUGAGAGAUGAGUUAAGAGGCAAUGAGAUGUUUCAACCAAACGUUAAGACAGAAGGGUAGAAAUAUCAUUUUGUCAUAUCAAAGAUGGCAUCAGUGUAUGCAAAGCAAAACAACUUGGGACUUUUGUAAUUGAUAUUCUAUUGUAAUUUUUUUUUUUUUUAGGUUAAAUUAAGAAUUCUUGCUAACAUGUUGAAACACAUUUUCUAAAGCAAAUACUUGCAAAUUAUACCUAUAGAAAUUUAGGUUUCAUAGCUAACAGCUAUGACUGAUUAAUGUUGUCAUAUUAGAGUGCGUUGGCAGAGGAACUUAAUCAGGUACCUCGCUCAGAAUGUUCAAACUUUAAACUCAGAUUUUGCUUUAUGCCUUUUAAUACUGACUUUAAAUAUGGCAACUUGGUUUGUACAUGAAUAUUGCAGUAUUUUAUUUCCAUAUAUUAAAAAUAACAUUUCCACUCAGGAUAAAUGAUCGCAGUUUUCCUGGGAGGGAGUGAUAUGAUUGUCAUGACAAUGUCAUGUGAUGGUAGAAUUUCUUCAUUGACGAAUCUAUAGUAGUUGUGUAUACUUUAUUUACCCAUGUUUAUGUUCCUACCAAAAACUAAAGGGUUUCUUUAUUGUUCAUCUCCCUACUGAGAUCUUGGUACUCCCGAUGCAGAAUUGGCGCUUGCAAACUGAAACCCUCGGUACUGUUUAUACCACAGGGAGCAUCAGUGAGUGUGACCGGUUGUUCAUAGCAUUGCGUCCCUAAGAAAAUGGUUGAAAAUCACAUCAUUUGUGGUAUAAACAGCACUCCAGGCGCACGUGGUGUAAAAUAGCCGACUUCCAAUGGUUUGAGCGAACCGUUGGAUGCUGACACGCAAUCUAAAACAUAAUUUGUAUGUCGAUGUAGAAAAUGCAUGUGUGACAGACCAGCACAACCUACAGUGUUUCUUUUAUGUGGCCUUCUUAAACCAAAAGCAACUUUUUUUUUCUUUUUAAGGGGGGGGGGGGAAGUGGUGGGUCACUCUUUUUUCUUUCUUUUUUUUUUUUUUUCCCCAGCAAAUGUCCCACUUGGUGCACGUUUCUUAAUAUUUCUUACGGCUAAAUGGCCUUUUGGGCCGUGGGACGACAGGUACUCUACGCUCUCAUGUUUCUGUAGCUGCCAUAGGUCAUUGCAGUAUUGGAGGAGGCCACAAGUUUGCUGGUGUUUCGCUUCUGCCCAUGAGUCUAGACAGCUUAGCGCUGGGCUGCUUUAAGUAUUGGGCAUCCGUGUUCAGAACCAUCCGAAAUAAUCCUGUCUAGUUCUAAUUUGACUGUGACUGUGCAUCGUCAUCCGUACUUAUUGAUAUGAGAGAUAUAUUUAGAAUUGCCUUGUGUACUAUCUGGCAUUUACUACAUCUUUCCAGGUAAAUCGUCUUGCUGCCAGUCCAAAUUACUGUACUUUUGUCUGUUUAUAUCAACCUUUGGCAUAACAAACUAUUGACUGUUCUUAGGCAGUGGGGAUAAAUUUUUUUUUUCAUGACUUUUUGUGACUGACUUUGGCUGUAAAACUUUUUUGUUAAACAGCAAGAGGUGUUUUUUGGGUUUGGGGUUUUUUUUGGUUUUGUUUGUUUGUUUGUUUUUCCCCCGAGAUGUGUAAUUCUUUUAUGGAGUUGUUUUUUUAAUUUCAUUUUUUUUUUUCUAACAUUGCUUCAUUAAACAAUUAAAUAUUUAAAAAUGUAAUAUUUGGACCAGAUGUUGUGAAUAAUAGUAGAUAAAGCUAUUUUAUUCUGUAUUUUUAAAGCUGUUCAGUAUAAAUAAACGCGGGCAUAGAUGCAACUUGA
This is a messenger RNA of Grus americana (Whooping crane), 7343 nucleotides long. RefSeq names its product solute carrier family 23 member 2 (gene SLC23A2). Gene Ontology annotation, biological process: transmembrane transport; L-ascorbic acid metabolic process. NCBI's taxonomy places the organism in Eukaryota, Metazoa, Chordata, Aves, Gruiformes, Gruidae. The transcript is spliced from 18 exons. Bases 502 to 2478 code for a protein of 658 amino acids. The record is from RefSeq and is a predicted model, not a curated record. Gene Ontology annotation, molecular function: transmembrane transporter activity. Gene Ontology annotation, cellular component: membrane.